AUGGCUUCCGAUCUAGAUACCCUGAUUGACAUGGGCUUUGAGCGAGCUCGGGCUGAGCUCGCCGUCAAAAAGUCUGGAGGAUUGCAGGGUGCCUUGCAGUGGCUAGAGGAUAACCAGGAUAAAUCGCUGGAGGAAAUCCAAGCCGCAGCCCCCGAUGAUGACGAAGAGGAGGAUGAGACCAAGGCAAAGAUUGCCGAGCUGGAAUCUGGCCAGUCUGCUAAAUCACUUAUCUGUAACGAGUGCGGGAAACGAUUCAGGAACCACGAUUUGGCCAGCUACCAUGCUACGAAGACUGAGCAUACAGACUUCUCCGAGUCUACUGAGGAGAUUGCACCCCUGACCGAAGACGAGAAGAAGGCAAAACUUGAAGAGCUGAGAGAACGGCUUGUGGCAAAGAAGGCCGCUCAGGCAGAGAAGGAUAAAGAAGAUGCAAAGCGCAAUGAGAAAAUCCGACAAAAAUCUACAAAGGAAACCCAGGAGGCAAAGGAAGAACUUGCACGAAAAGAGCAAAUCAAAGAAGCCAUGCAGAAACGCAAGGAGAAGAUUGAGGAAGCCGAGGCAAAGAAGCGAAUCAAGGCCAAGAUUGAAGAGGACAAGGCUGAACGUCGCCGCAAAGCUGAAGAGGCUAAAGCUGCUCGUGAGGGCAGAGCUCCCGAGGCGGUAUCCUCCUCAUCUUCCGCUGCGCCAGCCGCCGCUGCAGCCCCUCGACCAAAGGCAGACCACACAGAGGCGAAGCUGAAGCUGCAGACUGACUCGGGCAACAUUAUGAAGACGCUACCCGCCGAGACGACGCUGUUUGAGCUUGCGCAGCAGUUACAGAGCGAGACUGGAAAGCCGGUGACGACAUUUACGACUACGUUCCCCAGAAAGACAUUCCAGGGCGAUUUGGACAUGUCCAAGACGCUAAAGGAGGCCGGACUUGUCCCUUCAUCUGUGCUUAUUGUAAAAUAG
Molecule: messenger RNA, 951 nt
Organism: Trichoderma asperellum CBS 433.97
Lineage: Eukaryota; Fungi; Ascomycota; Sordariomycetes; Hypocreales; Hypocreaceae
Biological process (GO): negative regulation of protein ubiquitination; negative regulation of protein K48-linked deubiquitination; negative regulation of proteasomal ubiquitin-dependent protein catabolic process
Cellular component (GO): nucleus; cytoplasm
Molecular function (GO): K48-linked polyubiquitin modification-dependent protein binding
Source: RefSeq, a predicted model, not a curated record